CCACAGCUGGUAGCUCUCAAUCGAAACGAAAACUAAUUUUUUUGCCAAUGCAUUGAUUCUGUAAUUUAAGUAACACCAACAAUAAAAUACAAAAUGUUAAGCUGUAUUAUGCUAUGAAGUGCUUCCCACAUUUUAUAAAUUAUUUCACAUUGUCGCGAAUUAUUGUUCGUUUCUUGUAAAAUCGUAUAUAAAUAAAUAUUUUGGCUGAUAGUGCAUAAAUUGUAAGAAAACAAGAUCAGGAGUCCAAACAGCAAGGAGCAGCUGGGCAGGAUUAAUAGGCGUAAAGACUAGCAAGCAGCUAGGAGCAGCAUUUAAAUGGCUGAUGGAAAUGGUCAGGCAGCAGGUGCAGCUUCUCGUGCUGGCAACGACAGUCUCGACGCUACACAAACUGUAACUAACAUCGCCGGCAGUAAUCCAAACCUACCAGGAACAUCUGCAUCUACAGCAGCAGUGGCAGGAGCUGGUGCGAGUGGGACUGCGAAUACAGGUGGUGGAAGCAACGGUACUGGGAGCAGUAAUCAAGGAUAUUAUCAAUUAAGCGUGACAAUUGAGGAGGCCUCGCUGCGUAAUAAUGGUUUUCUCAAACCGAAUCCCUACGUGGAGCUGUUAAUAGACAGCAAGAGCAAGCGUAAGACAGAUUUAGUAAAGAACAGCUAUCUGCCCAAAUGGAAUGAGGAGUUUACAGUGCUAAUCACGCCCAAUUCAACGCUGCACUUCAAGGUUCUGGACCAUUCGAGCUUUCGCAAAGAUGCAAUGCUGGGAGAGCGUGUCAUUCAACUAGGCCACAUAUUGCACCACUAUAACGGGCGCUGCGAGUACCUCGAACUGACAAUAGAUCUUUUUGUCACCUCCAAAUCCGACAAUCGACAAACUAAAAGUGGAGAGCUGGUGGCGAUUCUUAAUGGCCUUAAACUAGACAUGAGCAAGGUGGGCCAGUUGCAGCAAAAUGGCACUGCCGUCCAGGCGAUUAAUCCUGUGGUGAGCGAUGCUGCAGCAGCGGGCCGCAGCUGUAUGAUUUAUGGAGGUGUGCGCGCUCGCAUGCGUCUUCGCUCCAAUAAUGCGGAGCCGCCGGCGGCUACCCGCUCACCACUAUCCAAUGGUGUGACCCAGGAACAGCGACGCUCAGCUGCACCGCCAAUAUGGGAGCAACAGCAACAACAGCAGGUGGCACAACCUCAGCAACCACUGCGAAUGAGUAAUGGCACCGCAGCAGCAGCUGUGCCACAAACAGCGCCGUACCCACAGCAACCACCGGCACCUGUACCGGUGCAGCAGCGUCCAGUUACUCAGAGUCCACUUUACGUAAACGGGUCGAUUGAAAAUGGAGGUCAGGCAAACUACAUGCUAGGUGGCGCGCCGGAUCAAGCCGUAUGCGGCGCUGGACUACCUGUGAGCAAUGGUGCAGAUACGCAACUGCAAACGCAGCCGGCGGAAGAUGAGCUGUUACCUGCUGGCUGGGAAAUACGAUUGGAUCAGUACGGACGGCGAUAUUACGUUGAUCACAACACACGCUCCACGUACUGGGAAAAGCCGACGCCGCUGCCGCCCGGCUGGGAAAUAAGAAAGGAUGUGCGGGGUCGGGUUUAUUACGUGGACCACAAUACGCGGAAGACUACAUGGCAACGGCCGAACAGCGAACGCUUAAUGCACUUCCAGCACUGGCAGGGCCAGCGCGCUCAUGUGGUAGCGCAGGGUAAUCAGCGGUUCCUCUACUCUCAGCAGCAGCAACAACCUACGGCUGUGACAGCGCAGGUGACUCAAGAUGACGAAGAUGCGCUGGGUCCCCUGCCGGAUGGCUGGGAAAAAAAAGUGCAAUCUGACAAUAGAGUCUACUUUGUGAAUCACAAGAACCGCACUACCCAAUGGGAGGAUCCACGUACCCAGGGACAGGAGGUCAGCCUAAUCAAUGAGGGUCCACUUCCGCCAGGUUGGGAAAUACGCUACACGGCGGCUGGCGAGCGAUUUUUUGUUGAUCACAAUACGCGGCGGACGACUUUCGAGGAUCCCCGUCCAGGUGCGCCAAAGGGUGCCAAAGGCGUCUAUGGUGUUCCGCGUGCUUACGAGCGCAGCUUCCGCUGGAAGCUAUCCCAGUUCCGGUAUCUCUGCCAGAGCAAUGCCUUGCCCUCGCAUAUCAAGAUCACUGUUACACGGCAGACGCUAUUCGAAGACUCAUAUCAUCAAAUUAUGCGCUUACCCGCCUAUGAACUACGUCGCCGGCUGUACAUUAUCUUCCGUGGUGAAGAGGGCCUGGACUAUGGCGGCGUAUCACGCGAGUGGUUCUUUCUGCUGUCGCACGAGGUGUUAAAUCCCAUGUACUGUUUGUUCGAGUACGCAAACAAGAAUAACUAUAGUCUACAAAUUAAUCCUGCAUCCUAUGUGAAUCCGGACCACUUGCAGUACUUCAAGUUUAUUGGACGUUUCAUUGCCAUGGCAUUGUAUCAUGGACGAUUCAUCUACAGUGGCUUCACAAUGCCCUUCUACAAGCGAAUGCUAAACAAAAAGCUGACCAUCAAGGACAUUGAGACCAUUGAUCCCGAAUUCUAUAACUCGCUCAUUUGGGUGCGAGACAAUAAUAUUGACGAAUGUGGUCUUGAGCUGUGGUUCAGCGUGGACUUUGAAGUUCUAGGUCAAAUAAUUCACCACGAACUAAAAGAAAAUGGCGAGAAGGAGCGAGUUACAGAGGAGAAUAAGGAGGAGUACAUAACACUUAUGACCGAGUGGCGUAUGACCCGUGGUAUUGAACAGCAGACCAAGACGUUUCUUGAGGGCUUUAACGAAGUUGUGCCUCUCGAGUGGCUAAAGUACUUUGACGAACGCGAGCUGGAACUUAUACUAUGCGGUAUGCAGGACGUGGAUGUUGAAGACUGGCAACGCAACACAAUAUACAGACAUUAUAAUCGAAAUUCCAAACAAGUGGUCUGGUUUUGGCAGUUUGUACGUGAAAGGGACAAUGAGAAGCGCGCCCGUCUUUUGCAGUUUGUAACGGGCACAUGUCGCGUUCCAGUCGGUGGCUUUGCGGAGCUGAUGGGCUCGAAUGGUCCGCAGCGGUUUUGCAUCGAAAAGGUGGGCAAAGAAACCUGGUUACCACGCUCGCAUACUUGCUUCAACCGCCUGGAUUUGCCACCUUAUAAAAGCUACGAUCAACUGGUGGAAAAAUUGACCUUUGCCAUUGAGGAGACUGAGGGCUUCUGCCAGGAAUGAGUGGUAGUCGAUUUGUGGUCAGUUUGUUGAUUAAUGUUUAAUUCUAAUUGAGCGUCCCUUUGUCGUCCGCUAUGUUAAUAGUUACUGUUAUUAUGAAAUACCUAUAUGCAUAUACGUAUGUAUAACUAUAAUGUAGGCACUAUGUUCAGAUUUUCUUUUUGUGAAAUGCAUCCUAUUCAAGCGUAUUUUGCAUAGUUAUUUGGCUCAAUCUUUGCACUCCAUGUUAAGUUUUGGCCAUAUGCUUUAUUCAUUAUUAAUAAAAAAACAUUCAUACACAUACCGAUGCGGCUACCACAAAAAAGAAUGAGCAUUAUAGAGAGUUUUUAGAGAAACGAAAUUUUAAACUUGUUAGUCAUUCAAACGGUCCACAAAUAUAUAAUAAAACAAAAUAUAUAACUAGCAAGUUGAGUAAUAAACGCGGUAUGUAAAGUUUUAUGUUCUUUUAUAGUUUUAUAUAAAGUUGUAAAUAUUUUAAAUGCUGUUGUCAUAAAUGAAACAAGUAUUUAUUUGGCCAUCAGUUUAAUAUUAUGAAGUGCUGCACACUUGAAGGGUUUUAACUGUAAAGCAAUUAUUUAUCAUAUACCAGCACAGAGAAAGUCUAAAGUUAAGAGAACAAAAUAUCACUAGUACUCUUAACGUAGAAAAAAUGUUAUAUUUCAUAAAUUGUAACGACAUACUUUAAUCUAAAUACAUAAAAUAGCAAUAAUUGUUGUUACCAAAACUGAAGGCGAUGUGAAUUAAGAACUACGAAAGAUCAGCAUUCAAAUGUUGAUGCGCUGGUUUGUGAGAAAAAGUUAUGUGAAAAAGGCGCAUAAAGUUUAUAAAUUAUAUGAUUAUAUAUGAACGCAUUAUAUAUAAUAUUAAAUUAGUUUAAUGCAACAUGUACUGUAUUAUAUAAAAUAAAUGCAAAAUUAUUUAGUGAUAUGCGAAUCAGCAACCAAUCUCAUAUCUAAAAUAACUCUAAAUUUAGAUAAGAAUUCUGUAGUCGGGACUGUUCGACUCGCCCCUGAAUCCCCAGAAAAACUGAUGUUCUAAUGAAUCUCCACUUUUCUGUAUACAAAAGAAAUAACACAUGCAUUUACACGCACACGGACUGACAGACAGUGCAAAAAGGACUCAGUUCAGCGUAUAAGGAACAUAUACUGUAUCUAUUUAUGUCUAAAAGCUUCACUGAAAUAUGUUAAUAUAUUUUCUGAUUUCCACCAGACAGCGGUGCACGGGCGCCUUCACGUGCUGAGAUACAUUACAUAUCUAUCUAUCUGAGCUACAUUAGUAAUAUGAUAGUUUCCAGUUUUUUGAAUACUUGUUUGGCUUCAAAGGGGAACGUUUUUGUUGACAAAAAUAUGAAUAUUUGUCAGUUACAGCUAAAGUAAAGUGGCUAUUAACGUAUAGUAGCAGUAGUAAUAGUCGCAGUACUGGUAGUAAUAUUAGCGCAAAUUUUCAGCUCCCUCAUGUAAAACAUUCAAACGAAAAUUUAUUGUUAGCAUCACUCAAUCAUUUAAAUAAAGGAGAAAUACUAUUGUACUCUAAACUAAAAAACAAUCAGACAACUCAGUGUAAAGUAGUCACAGAAAUUACACUGUCGAAAAAUUAAAACUUUUAAUCGGAAAAAAACUGGUUGGUUAGAGAUUAAAUCUACCCGCCAAAUCGAUCCUCUUGCCAGUUUUUCGAUAAUAUUCAAAUGUAAUCGAUUUCAUAUUACAAGAAGUGGCAACGCUGGUUAGACUGCGCAUCAAAUUAAAAAGGAGACAAAUUAAUUAAUAAGUGAAAUGGAUUUUAAACAUUCCCAAUCGUCAAAUGACGCUCCAGAGAAGAACGCCCUGCAACAACUGAGAAGCCCCCGUAAACAUUUUGAAUGUUUCACAGAACCGCGCCGAAUUGAGGAACUCCUAAAAUCGCCGCUGCAUUUCAAAGAAGUCGCAAACUGCCCAUCUAAAUCGCUCAAUGCUGUUGGCUCCGCAUCGAAAGGUAUUUGUAUGCAACCACGAUCUACAAAGGAGUUAAAACAGUCUCCGCUGCACCUUGUGUCGAAGCAGUUGCAAACAAGAUCUGCAUCAAAAUCGACGGAUUUUCUCAGUCCUUACUCCCAUCCGAAGGAAUGUGGCCGUCCAUCUGGACGUAAGCUAGAUUUUACCAAGGAGAUUUUGAUGCAAAUGGAGACUCGCAUCGUAUCGUAUCUACGGAGUUUAAAGGACUUUCAAACGAUGAUAAAACCAGGCCUCCAAAAAGUGAGCUUAAACGACUUCAUGCAUAUUCUGAGUCAUUUGUUAAGAUUCACAGGUAUUCGGCUAAAACCCUUCGACAGGGACAAUCAAAUAGAGCAAUCGGUCCUGGCUAUGCGUCAGCUGAAAUAUCCAUAUAAAGUGAAUAAAUCUUGGAUGUUGGUGCCCAGUGCAUCAUUCCAAAAUGUUCUAUUGAUGUUUGAUUUUCUCUUGGACUUUGCACCACAACCAGAUGAAUCUUUCGAUUUGCAAGAAAAGGAACUCAUAGCCUUUAAUAAAAAUGAGCUAUCUGAUGAAACGGACAUGCGGCUGAAGCAGGAACUUAUGGAUAUAGAGAGUCAGCUAUUAGAACAAGCCCAAGCAAAUCAUUCAAUCAGCCAACAGUUGGACCACAAGUUGCGAUUUGAAGCCGAAAUACAAGCUCAGCUAAAUGGAGCACGAGAAAAGUUAAAUGCUUUGCUUCAGAAAAGUGCGAAUCAUGAACUGAACAUGGGCCGACUGUGCCUUCAAAUAUGGCGGAGCGAGAAACAGCGGGAAGAAUUAAAAAACCGAUUGAGCCAGGAGCUUAGCAGUUACCAAGCAUAUGGUCAUAUAUUGGAAGACUUUAACAAACAACGGCUACUUCAUUGUAUUAAAGCUCAAGAGCUAUCUGAGCGAACGUCCAAAGAGCUUCAAAGUAAAUUAGGAAAUUUCAAUCUCCAAUUACAUAAUAUUUUUGGAAACCAUUUCAACUGGUUCAAAUGGCCCUUGGCGCCCACUUUAUCUGACAUUCGAAACACUCAACUUCAACUAAAACAGCUACGACAGCAAAUUGAAUUUUCUAAGCAUACCCCAACACUAGGCAACGCAAGACCGCCAUUAAAUAUAUAAUAAUGCUACGUGGAACAUACGGAUUUAGCAAACAUAAUUUUCUUGCUUGUUGCCUGUUUAAGUAUAUCUAAUGUAAAAUGGUAAUGAAUAAAAUUGCAUGAUAUAUCACUAUGACAUAUGA
This is a messenger RNA of Drosophila mojavensis, 6414 nucleotides long. It is a transcript of the gene Su(dx), whose product is annotated as E3 ubiquitin-protein ligase Su(dx). Gene Ontology annotation, molecular function: ubiquitin protein ligase activity; protein binding. The coding region runs from base 316 to 3201 and encodes 961 amino acids. The record is from RefSeq and is a predicted model, not a curated record. Lineage: Eukaryota; Metazoa; Arthropoda; Insecta; Diptera; Drosophilidae. Gene Ontology annotation, biological process: ubiquitin-dependent protein catabolic process. The transcript is spliced from 7 exons.